AUGGAUGUACUAAAACAGACUGGUUUUCUCUAUUUCCUCCACGAAACUGACAUAACUGUCUUUGCUGUUAAUGCUCUCCUAGGGUCCAACGUCUUGGGAAAGAACACUCAGGAGCACGUGGUUGCUCCUGAGAAUGCUGAAAUACUGCAAGUCCGGGCAGACACUUCCACAGAUGUUCCACAAAGUGAAACGGAAGUGUACCCUGAAUCUUCUACCAGUUCCACUUCACCAUACAACCAAGAAACCCCACCUGUAAAGAUGGUGAAGGUGAUGUCCAAAAAACACAGAGAUGUGUCGUAUGAAACUACUGACAGUACAGAUUCAACCACGGACCAGCACAAGUCACCAAUGAGCAUGGUCAAGGUGCUAUUUAAUAAACGCAGACGAGUACUAAAGAAAAGGUGUAUCAAAACAACUGUGAUUCCACUUGAUAUGGACAGACCUCAAGUCAUCUCAGGCACCUCCAGGGAAACACCACAUAUUACAACAGAAGUGGUACAUGAAAAUUCCAACACUGCAUCUUCCUCCAGAGUACAGGGAGAGCCACCAGUGAUGAUGGUGGAGGUGGCGUCUAGAAAACACAUGUUACCAGAGACUGAUGACAGCGCACUUAGACCAGAUGGCAGAGGAGUGAUACCAGAGAGCUCAUCGGAGAUACAGCAUCCAAACCAAAGACGAAUUUCUCCUCUAUUAAAGAGACUUCAACGGAGGCGAGCUGUAGCCCCUACGGAAGUGAUGGGACCAGAAGUCUAUAAUUUUUACUCUGCAGAAACAACUGAUAAGAAAAACGGUAUGGUGGGAAUUCUGUGAUUCUGUCCAGUUGUGUAAUGUGGUGACAAUUAUUUUCUUUCAUAUGUAAAUCUAAAGAGAAGCUU
Molecule: messenger RNA, 875 nt
Organism: Onychomys torridus (southern grasshopper mouse)
Lineage: Eukaryota; Metazoa; Chordata; Mammalia; Rodentia; Cricetidae
Exons: 11
Coding region: 1-810 (269 amino acids)
Source: RefSeq, a predicted model, not a curated record